UACAACAGGGCGGCUCGAUUACCGGUAGACCCCGUCAGUCCUCUGUCAGGGCCGAUGACAGCUGCAGCGCAAGGCAGCUAGCCUUGCAACCUGGAUAAUUUCCUCGAGAAAGGACUUCCGGAUGGUUGCCAACCAGAUUUUUUAUUAUUGGAUUACCGAGCAUCAGCCGCCAGCCGCAGCGUUAUCCUCACAAACCAGAGAGAGAGAGAGAGAGAGAGAGAGAGAUUCGUUCCACUGGACAGGGAGGAGUCUCUGUUUUUCCACCGUUAGCUGAAGCCAGGCCAGCAUGUUUUAACAGCUACACCUGCAGAAAGGCUGAAGCAGCGUAUUGGACCUAAAUGUGCUCUUAGAGAAAUAAUGUUUGAGUGGGAUUUAAAGGGCCUUUAUGGACUGGACAUGUGAAUAUUAGUGACUAACAUCACAGGUCAGACAAGGAUGGACGUGAGUGCUGGCAGGGACAGCACCUGGAGGAGAACAACAGCAGCUGAUGAUGAGGAUGGUGGUGACGAUGGAGGAGGAGGAGGAGGCAUGGAGGUUCAUGUUGUACCACUGGAGCUCUACGACUCUGCAAGGGCCAAAAUAGAAGCAAAUCUCCGCUGGUUGUUUGCCAAAGCCUACGGUACAGAUCACAUCCCUGUUGAUCUUCGAGACCCCUUCUAUACAGACCAGUAUGAGCAAGAACACAUCAAGCCCCCCAUCAUCCACCUGCUGCUGUCUGGAGAGCUCUACUGUCAUGUGUAUGGGCUCAUCCUUCAUGCUGAGCAGGCUGCCUCCCUCCAAAGCCACCAGUCUGUCAUCCAAGCCUUGUCCAGAAGAGGCAUCUAUGUCCUGGAGAACAACACCACGCCAGUGUCUGAUCUGGAUCUCAGCUCGUCUCCUAUUAAAAUGAGCUCCCACAUCCACCUCAUCGAUGCCCUGAUGAUGGCCUACACGGCGGAGAUGAUCAGCGUAGAGAAGGUGGUGUCCAGUGUCAAGCGCUUCUCAAACAUCAGCGCGUCCAAGGAGCUCCCAUAUGGCCUGGAAGAGUCAGAGGUCUUUUGGAUUAAUAAGGUUAACAUUAAGAUGAGGGAGCUCACGGAAAAGGAGUGCAAGCUGAAGCAACACCUGCUGGAGUCGCCCAGUCACCACAAACCUGAUUUAUUGCAUGCUCUGGCCCAUUGCUUAUUGGAGCCUAUGGAGUUCUCUCGUGUGGUUCGGUACCGCAGAGAUCAUCUGUCAGGUCGCACGCUGCAACACUUCCCCCUGUUGGACGACCUGUUGAAGGAUGUGUGUGACGGAGCAGCUCUGUUAGCUGUGAUCCACUUCUACUGCCCAGAUGUCAUUAGACUGGAAGAUAUCUGCCUGAAAGAGGUUCCCUCUAUAGCUGAAAGUGUGUACAACAUCCAGCUGCUGAGAGAGUUCUCCAAUGAAUAUUUAAACAAAUGUUUCCAUCUGAAGCCCGAGGACCUGCUGUACUCUCCGCCAGCGUUAAAGAAUAAUGUCAUGGUCUUCAUUGCUGAGCUUUUCUGGUGGUUUGAGAACGUGAAGCCAGACUUUGUCCAGCCCAGAGACCUUCAGGAAAUCAAAGAUGUGAGACUUUUGCUCCAGCCCAAAAGCUCUCGAUCUUAUGCACUCCCCUCAAACGUUACCAAACGUCAUUUCCUGCCAUCUUCCCACUCGGAGGAUAUCUUAACCACAAACACAAGCACCGACCUCAGCAUUAAAACACCUUCUUCCAUCUCAUCUCACUCGUUGCUGCCCCUGAGGCAGAGACCGCAGAGGAUGGCUGAAGAGGGCACUUCAGAGUUGAGGAACAGAUCACACCCUGUGCCGCGAUCAGAUGGGCAACAUCAGGACUCCAUAUUGGCAUGGCCAGAGAGAAGGGCGAGGCCUUUAUCCCAGCCAGCGCCCUACGCUCUGCAUUUUGCAAAAGAGGAUGAAUCAGACAGCAUCAGCAUCGCUCGAUCCAUCAGCAAAGACAGCUUAGCCUCUAACAUCAUGAGCAUUACCCCCAAACACAUGCUGGAGUCAGCGCUGCCUCAGCACAGACUCAGUGGCCAAAGUCUGCUUAGUCACAUGUGCAUAGAAGAUGAAGAGGAGGUGAUAGAGGAGGAGGAACUCGUUUCUGUCAUCCACCCUGCUACAUUUUCUCGACACAGAGUCAAAAGUGAAAUGGAGCAGGAUGAGCUGGAAAUGCACAAUUUAAACUUAUCCUCUGUAGGCUCGAAAACAUUUCGUGUUCUACCCCAUGACUCAGGUCCCUUUGCUUUGGACCACCAGGCAGACAGCUACUAUCUGGAGCCUUUGAUACCCGCUGUCCCCAAACGAGCCAAAGAGAAGAUCAUCACUGUGAACAAGCAGGAGGAAAGUGGCGAGGGACGCUUUAGAGGAGCAGAGGCUGGUAGGAAAGCUACAGCCAAUAUCCCUAACACCUCCAAGAGGAAAGCUCAUGUAGUUGAGUCAAACAGAAGUACCGGUGCGCCGAAACCUGUGGAUGAAUCAGGGCUCAACUCAGAAGGCAUUUCUCACUCUGGAAAAAUACAUUCUCCAGGUUUUUUCCUUCAUUUGUCAGGGGAAGCAGGUUCCUUCACCCCUCCGCCCGAAGCAGGGCAUGACUCUGACUCCGACAUCGCGGACCUCGAGGAGGACGAAGACGAGCAGACAGAUCCAGCUAAAGAGGCCGCGAUGACAGGAAGGGGAGAGUGUUUAGAGAAGGAAUGCUUGCCUGAACUGGGAGACGGAGAAUCGGACAAACUCAGAGAGGACUUGAAGGUGACGGAAAGGGACGAUAAAGAAGAUGCCAGCGGACGCUCGAGUCCUUGCCCGAGCACCGUGUCAUGGGCGAGCAGCUGCAGCGCCUCGGGCAGCGCGGGCGUCAAGAUGACCAGCUUUGCAGAACGAAAGCUCCUCAAGCUGGGCCUACGCGAUGGAUACUCCAGCACCAGCAGCUCUCAGAAGACCACGCCAGACGGCUCGGAGUUUGCCCCUCAGUGGCUGGGGAAGGACACGAUGGUUUGUCCGUCAGCCGUACCUUCAGAGCUGCUUCAGCUACACAUGCAGCUGGAGGAGCAAAGGCGUGCGAUAGAGUACCAGAAGAAGAAAAUGGAGGCCUUGUCAGCCAGGCAGAGACUAAAACUUGGAAAAGCUGCGUUCCUGAACAUCGUUAAGAAGGGUGAAGGAAAGUGCGACACACUUCCUUUACCACCAAAACACUCCCUGGAUCCUUCUGGAUCAGCAGCUAGCAGGAGGAAAGUUAAGAUCCAGUCGUGCAAGGAUGAUUCCUGUCUAGAUGCCCUGAAAGAUCAAACAGAGGGACAGCAGAUGAACAAAGACAACAGGUGGAACCCUUUGUCCCAGAACAAGAGCUCUGAACCUGAUGUAAAUGAGUGUUCCCACUCUAUAGAUCUACUUAAUCAAGCUAUUAGUUCCAUUCAGCAGCAGAUGAUGCAGCUCUCCUUACAGCAAAACCUGCUGAUGAAGCAGAGCGCGGUCUCACCUCAGGAGCCGACGCACACAGUCCAAAGCACAACCCCAGACGCUACACAAACAACACCCUCUACCUCAGACUCCAGAUCUUUCGCGGCCCACUUUGUAGACAUCAGCGGCAGCGAUUCUCUCCCCGCCCGUCGCCCCCCAAAGCUCAGCUCCAGCCAACGCAGCAAAGCAGCAGAGCAGAAAAAGAGCAAAGAAAACACGAAAUCAGCCGCCGCCGGCGUCCCUUCUCCGGACGGCCGGCCUUCUCCUAAAAAGGCUACCGAUGGAGAGUACGGGACGGGGCGCGCCGCCGAGGGCUGCAAAACUGAGAGAAACAUUCUGAGGAAUGCCACUUUUAGAGUUCAUGAAAACACCACAGAGGGAGGUGGGAACCUCUCAGGCAAAUCCAAGUUACAAGAACCACCGGUCAUCAACAACACACCAGAAUCUUCAGCGGAGGAUGCUGAGGAAGAAGAGAAAAAAGCUUCCGACUCGAGCAAUGAGAUUCUCAGCGUCGAUGAAAGUGCUAGGCUCAGGGGUCAGCUGAUUGAGGUGGACUUGUCCGAGCUUAAAGACCCACUGGAGGCUGGCAGCGCGGAUGUGAGAGACAGCACUGCCGACGUCGAGCAGAAGAGCGUGCUGGGCUUCUUCUUUAAGGACGACGAGAAAGCAGAGGACGAAAUGGCCAAGCGUCGCGCCGCCUUCCUCCUCAAACAGCAGCGCAAAGCCGAGGAGGCCCGACUUCGGAAACAGCAGCAAGAAGCGGAGAGCGAGCUCAAACGUGACGAGGCUCGGCGUAAAGCGGAGGAGGAUCGCAUUCGCAAGGAGGAGGAGAAGGCGCGGCGGGAGCUGAUUAAACAGGAGUACUUACGGAGGAAGCAGCAAGCACUGAUGGAAGAGCAGGGUUUGGUUAAACCUCGCACCAGGACCAAACCUCGCAGAAACAGACCCAAAUCCCUGCACCGUGAAGAAUCCGGCAGCUUCUCCAAAGGAUCCAACACACCUGAUCUGAGUCACCGAGGAUCGACGCUGUCUUUGGCGACAGAUGCAGACAGCGUUGUUUCUGGAGGGGCGGAGUCAAACAGGGCUGCCUCUGUGUGCUCCAUGGAAUCGUUCCCCGUUCUGAGCAGGACCUCCAGCAGGAACAUGGAGCGGGACUGGGAGAACGGCUCCAUAGCCUCGUCCAUCACUUCAACUGAGUACAAUGGUCCUAAACUUUUCAAGGAACCGAGCUCUAAAUCGAACAAACCGAUCAUCAUCAAUGCCAUCGCCCAUUGCUGCCUUGCUGGAAAAGUUAAUGAGGUCCAGAAGAAUGUAGUUCUUGAGGAGUUAGAAAAGUGUGAAUCCAACCACCUGAUCAUCCUCUUCCGUGACGGCGGGUGCCAGUUUCGUGCCAUUUACUCUUACUCACCAGACACCGAGGAGAUCAUCAAGUUCACAGGCACGGGCCCACGCGCCAUCGGCCGGAAGAUGAUCGACAAGCUUUACAAAUACAACUCGGACCGCAAGCAGUUCACCGUCAUCCCUGCCAAGUCUGUGUCGGUCAGCGUGGACGCUCUGACCAUCCACAAUCACCUGUGGCAGGUCAGGAGACCGGGGAGUGCACGUCGGAAGUGAGCAAGAUAGAAAACUUGUAACGAUUAAGCGACUAAAGGGCAGGACCCAAAACUCUUAGUGGACACUGAGAGCUUAUUGAGGAGAGAGUUCUAUGAUCUGUGUCAGUGUGAGUAUAUUCAGUAUGAAACACCAAACAACACAGUGUACUCAGUCCUUUCAUCCAGUCACUGGUUUAUUCUGCAUGUCACACUUCAGUAUUUUAAUUUGUAGAUGUUUCCUACAUCAGCUACACACUGCUGUUUCAUUUAGUUUUUAUUUUUUCAUGUAGGAGGAAAGAGAAACUAAACUAGGGAGUGAAUUACAGCUGAUUCUCUUUAAAGUAGCAAACAUUCUACUGACACUAAGUGCAAAUAAAUAUGAGCAUCCAUGUGCGAGUUAGAGGUGGACUGAUUGAUCCGGCAGCUGAUUAUAAAAGCUUAUUUUUGUAGUUGUUUUAAAAAUAACCAGCAUCAGAUAUGUCUGUGCAUACUAAACCAAUUCAAUAGAUAUAUCCCACAUAGCAGAUGUGGGCCAGGUCUGGCAAUGAUGGCACUGUUUUUAAAAUGGCAUGCCAUAACUGGCCCAGAUGAGGUUUGGUUUAUGUGGACCAGAUCUGUCAAUGCCACGACUGGCAUUGACAGAUCUGGGCCACCAAAGGGCCAUUACUCUUUGCAGUUUCUGGGCCAAGUGAUUAGAAUGUUUAGUGCACUGUGUGGGCCAGAACUGGGCCAGGUAAAUGUUGCUAUGUGGGAUGUGUUUGGUUCGUAACUGUGUCCAUCAACAAAAAUGACAAGUCAUCAUGUCGUGUCAUCCUGCUGUAUAUUAAGAAAUCACUGAGUUGAAGCCAGUUUAGAUAAACCAUUAACCUUUUGAGCUGUUCCAGCUAAUUACGGUUAUCCAUCAUACCGUAAACAUUGGUUGUUUUUUCCAAAAUCAAGCAGAUUGUAAUAGAACCUGUAUGCAUACAAGGUUAAACUUAUAGACCCAAAACAAACAAAUAAAAAUCAGCUUUAUAUAUCAGCGGUCCAGAUUUCUAAAAAUUGGCAUUGCCUUUUGCAAAACCCCAGUCAGUCAACCUCUAUGUAAUGUUUACUAUUUCAGCUUGGCAAAAACAACACCUUAUUGCUGUGAUUAAUUCUGACUGAACAUCUGCGACCAAUAUGGGCUUUUAGGAAGAGGGAGCUUUAAAACACGCAUCUUCACUGUAUGUAUGUCUGUUAGGAAGCAUUAAGUGUGCUUGCAGAUGUGAAUGAGUCUUUACGUUGACAAUGAGGCCAACAUGUUCAAACUAAUGGUUACAAUUUCAAACUUCCAUUACACAACACAACUUUUUGUCUUUAUUUUGUAUUUAUUUUGUCUUUUUUCAUUUUGUUUUGAGCUGUUACAGUGGGAAAACGUGUGCUGAUUUUACAAGUGAAGGAAAUUGUGUUAAUAUUAUUCCCAAACAGGAAGUGCUUUUCGGACAAACUUCACAUUCGACUGAAAUUCAACAACUGAGCUGUUUUGCUGCUCACUCAUUGCCGUUGAGUUCUGGUGUGAUGGAAACAUUUGGUGACGCCUUCGUGGCCCAGCAGUGUCUUGAUGAAAGACAUUUUUUUUCCUGUCUGGAAUGAUGUUUGGGUAAACUGCACUAUACUUGAUAUUUGUUUGCUGCAUUUUGUACAUUUUGGAAUAGUAUUUUUUUGUACGUAAUGUACAAGUUAUGUUUACUAAAAAGUAGGCUCUAUUUUGCAGUUUAUUGUUAAAGAGAUGUUGCGUUGUAUUUCUGUUAUACUUUCUGUUUAUUUAUUUUAAAGAGAUAUAAUAAAAUGCAAUUAGGUAAGUUUUCUUGCUAAA
Molecule: messenger RNA, 6885 nt
Organism: Austrofundulus limnaeus
Lineage: Eukaryota; Metazoa; Chordata; Actinopteri; Cyprinodontiformes; Rivulidae
Gene: camsap1a
Product: calmodulin regulated spectrin-associated protein 1a
Exons: 20
Coding region: 436-5070 (1544 amino acids)
Biological process (GO): neuron projection development; cytoplasmic microtubule organization; negative regulation of microtubule depolymerization
Cellular component (GO): microtubule minus-end
Molecular function (GO): spectrin binding; microtubule minus-end binding; calmodulin binding
Source: RefSeq, a predicted model, not a curated record